GCUGGUGAGGGAGCAGGAGAGGAGAACACAUGGAGAAGUAGUUCGGUGUAGUUCGGUGUAGUUCGGUGUAGUUCGGUGUAGUUUGGUUGUUUAUUGUUGGUGCAGAAGGCGGUAGCUGGUGAACAUGGUGAAACAAACCAUUCAGAUCUUUGCCCGGAUUAAACCAACACAGAAAAACACCGCGGUGUACUCUGUUAAUAAUGAAGAACAGAGUGGAGGAGGCUUGGAGUUUGUAAUUCCUAGAGAUCUUGCAGAUGGCUUCAUCAAUAACAAAAGAGAGAGCUACAGAUUCAGGUUUCAGAAGGUUUUUGAUCAGGAGACAAAGCAAGAAGAGGUUUUUGAGACUAUUGUUAAACCUGUGGCUGAUAAUGUGUUGGCAGGCUACAAUGGCACUAUUUUUGCCUAUGGGCAGACUGGCAGUGGAAAGACCUUCACCAUCACCGGUGGUGCUGAACGCUACAGUGACCGAGGCAUCAUCCCCAGAACCCUGUCCUACCUGUACCAACAUUUUAGCCAGGACAGUAGUAUGGUGUAUACCACCCACGUAUCAUACCUAGAGAUCUACAAUGAGGUGGGAUACGAUCUUCUUGAUCCACGGCAUGAAGCGUCCAAUCUGGAGGAUUUACCUAAGGUAACAAUAAUGGAAGAUCCAGAGCAGAAUAUUCACCUGAAGAACCUGUCACUGCAGCCAUCAACCAAUGAAGAAGAAGCUCUAAAUUUACUCUUUCUGGGUGACACCAAUCGCAUGAUUGCAGAGACUCCGAUGAAUCAGGCCUCCACUCGUUCUCACUGCAUCUUCACUAUCCACCUGUGCAGCCGAGAACCGGGUUCGGCGACACUCCGCCGCUCCAAACUGCACCUGGUGGACCUGGCUGGCUCUGAGAGAGUGGGGAAGAGUGGGGUGGGGGGUCAGACCCUUACUGAGGCUAAAUACAUCAAUCUGUCUCUGCACUACCUCGAACAGGUGAUCACAGCCCUGUCUGAGAAGAAUCGCUCUCACAUCCCGUACAGGAACUCUAUGAUGACCUCUGUUCUGAGGGACAGUUUGGGAGGCAACUGCAUGACCACCAUGAUCGCCACCGUGUCAGUAGAGAAGAGGAACGUUGAUGAGUCGAUCUCCACUUGUCGUUUUGCUCAGAGAGUGGCUUUGAUUAAAAACGAAGCUCUUCUCAAUGAGGAACUGGACCCAGCACUGCUGAUCAUCCGUUUAAAAAAGGAGAUUCAAAGCUUGAAAGAUGAGUUGGCCUUGGUGACUGGAGAGCAAAGGAAUGAUGAACUUACUCCAGACGAGAUCCGGAGGAUUGAAGAGCAGGUCACAGCAUUUUUGGAGGAUCCUGACCCUGAAGUGACUCUGGAUUUAGGACCAGAUAUGAGGAAAAUUCGCCACUGCUUUUCCCUGCUAAAGGUAAAGGUCCGGGAGAAGCCAGGUGUUCCAGGUGUUCCAGGUGUUCAAUCUGGUGAUUCCAGUCAUGUCUCAUCAUUAAACCUCAAGGAUACAGAGAACAAUCAAGAGCUACUGAAACUGAAGGACAUGUUAACCCAGCGCAACAAUGAAAUCAGUAUACUUGUAAGCAUGCUGAAGAAAGAGAAGAAAAAAGUCCAGGAAGCCAACGCUCAACUAUUACAUUUUAACAGUUCCCAGAAAUCACAGCAGACCACCUUCAGUGCUCCUGCUGAAAAGAGUCUGACAGAUGACAAUCCAGAGGAUAAAACACAUACUCAUUUAAAGAACAUAAACACUGGAGCUAGGCAGUCUAUGGGUCGACAGGAAGCAUUUGAAAUAUUUAGAAGUGAGCAUGAGGAUUAUAUUACUAUUGAAGACAACAAGACCAUUCUGAAACAGAGGUUUGCAGAAGCUAAAGCUCUGGGUGAGCAGGUUAACCAGGCAAGGAACAGAGUCAAUGAGCUGAAGAAGCAGUUGGAAAUGAGGAGGAUGCAGAUAGCAGCACAAGGUGUAAUAGGAAGCCAUGAGACUUCAGAACCAAACCCUGUAGAGGAGACACUACGUAACCAGAUUGAAGAGGAGAAGAAAAAUUAUAAAAGCACAUUUGGCCGAUUAAAAGCCAUGAAGACGGAGAUUGAACACCUCCAACAUCUGCUUCAGAGGUCAAAGAUCAAGCUGCAGAAGGACUUUGAGGACUGGUGGAUACAGCAGACUACGAAGUUACAGCAGGAUCAAGGCACAAAGAGUUCAGGAGCAAAAACAAACCAGGAACGUUCCCACUCUGUCGCCUCCGUCAGCAGCUCACACGAUCACAUCACUGACACCCAAGGCAGAAUUCACAGUGACCAAAGUACUCUACCUGCAAGAGACCUGAGAAAUACCAGCUCACAUCACUCUAUAAACACUCAAGACAGAACUCACAGUGACCAAACUACUCCACCUGCAAGAGACCUAAGGGCCUUGACCUCUACUGGUUUUUCCUCCACAUCUGUUCCCCUGACCGGAGACCAGCAGACUGAUUCAGAUAUUCUGGCCUUCAUCAGAGCCAGACAAAACCUGCUCACCAGAACAGGAGUGGCACCAGAAUAAAUCCAGAGGAAGAGGAUCUAAAGCCUUGAAGAACAUGGGCACUGCUUAGGGAUGUGGGUUUGUCUAGCAAACAAAUACUCAACAGAGACAUUACAUCAGAAAAGGUCAGACUGUCUGAACACUUUGUUUCUUUAAGUCAGAAAUUAUUUUUUUACACACAUUAAAAUGAAUAAUUCUAAA
Trichomycterus rosablanca is the source of this 2713-nucleotide messenger RNA. RefSeq names its product kinesin family member 6 (gene kif6). The record is from RefSeq and is a predicted model, not a curated record. The transcript is spliced from 23 exons. Bases 125 to 2533 code for a protein of 802 amino acids. NCBI's taxonomy places the organism in Eukaryota, Metazoa, Chordata, Actinopteri, Siluriformes, Trichomycteridae. Gene Ontology annotation, biological process: microtubule-based movement. Gene Ontology annotation, molecular function: ATP binding; microtubule binding; microtubule motor activity. Gene Ontology annotation, cellular component: microtubule; kinesin complex.